AUAGGCAAGUCACGUGUGGAGAGUCCGUUGAUCUCGUUUCGUUUAAGCAGUGUAUCUCUAUUGCUUGUUCAUUUGAUUUGGGCCCCAUUUCAUGUUGUUUUCAAAACAACAUUUAGUGUAGAUUUGUCUAUCUUCGCCGAAGAAUGAGCGACAACGAUGAUAUUGAGGUGGACAGUGAUGCAGACAAACGGGCACAUCACAAUGCGCUGGAGCGCAAACGUAGGGACCACAUCAAAGACAGCUUUCACAGCCUUCGGGAUUCCGUUCCCGCCUUGCAAGGGGAAAAGCAAUCUAUCAAACAGGCAUCCCGAGCUCAAAUCUUAGACAAGGCCACAGAGUACAUCCAGUACAUGCGACGGAAAAACCACACACACCAGCAGGACAUCGAUGACCUGAAGAGACAGAACGCUUUGCUGGAGCAACAAGUACGGGCACUGGAAAAAGUCAAUGGGACCACGCAGCUGCAGGCCAACUAUUCCUCUUCAGACAGCAGCCUGUACACCAACCCCAAGGGCAGCGCUGUAUCGGCCUUCGACGGUGGUUCCGACUCAAGCUCGGAGUCUGAGCCGGAGGAACAGCGUUCCCGGAAGAAGCAUCGCGGAGAGGACAGCUAAACAGCGGAUCCUCGGCCCGCACCACAAAGUUCUCCUCUGAGGGGAGGGAGAGUCACAGCAAUGGCCUGUUUCUUGUUGUUUUUUUGUGUACCUCAGUCGCCCCAAACCACCUUGAUCUAUCUCUUUCAGUGAAUGUCAACCCUCGAUUCCACACCUGAAGAAACCUCCGCCAGGUUUACGAGAGAGGGACACCUGCUACGGGAAGAACACUCACGGAAAACACAACUUGUUAUUACUCUCCCUCCCUCUCCGACUCUGUUCGUCCAUCUUGUGUCUUGGCACACGCAACAACAAACAAUGAUUUAAACCCAAAAUGAGGCAGCUUUGCAACUUAAGGACUUUAUGCUUUGUAUGUUUGUUUUUAUUUUGUACCCUUGUCUUCAAUCCCUCCAGAUGGAAAUCCAAAGGGGUGAAUGAGGCGUACAGCUCCUAGCACUGCUAAAAGUAUCCUUUUUUAAUUUUAUUUUGUUGAAUAACUCCAAGCCUGCUUAGAACUUACCCUUAGCCGAAUUGUCCCGGGUGGUUUGCCUUUCUAAAUAUUUGUUACAUUUCCAUAAAGUAAUGUUUUAAAAGCAUCUAUCAAUGUACCCCUUGUUAGACCUAUGGGAUGAGUGAGCGAUAAAAUCCCUUAUUUAAAAAAGAAAAAAAAAUGCUUUAUUGGAAGGCUGAUGAGCUUGUGUUGUAUUUGUUGUUUUAGCCUGAUGUAGUAAAGUUUACAGGUUGGGGAAAAAUAAAUUUUGUAAAAAAAAAAAAAGGGGGGGGGGGUUAAAGUAAAACGUGAUUAAACUUAUAUUUUGCAUCUGUCACCUGAGCCUCCCAAACAUGUUUUUCAUGUAUUUCACUUGGGAAUAUAAAUGUUACGAAUGAUGUUCCCCCCACAAAGCUAGUCAAUAUUGAAAGAGUAGGUUCAUGUCGUGACUUUUAAAGGUAAAUGUUCAUUGGAAACCGCUGCACACUGCAAAAGUUGCAUUUUGACUAUAUAAGAGUGCGUGUGUGUAUCUUUUACCAUGUUUUCCACUUAGUACAUUAGUAAACUGAGUAGGUCUGAUUCCAUCCAUGGAAAUUACUGGUAUGUUGUACAUACUGCCAGCAGAUGAGGCCUACCUUUACAAUGAGAAGAUAAAUAAACUAUUUUAUCCUUUA
Messenger RNA from Carassius carassius (crucian carp), 1757 nucleotides. Its product is annotated as protein max-like. Bases 144 to 614 code for a protein of 156 amino acids. Gene Ontology annotation, biological process: positive regulation of transcription by RNA polymerase II. Lineage: Eukaryota; Metazoa; Chordata; Actinopteri; Cypriniformes; Cyprinidae. The transcript has 4 exons. Gene Ontology annotation, molecular function: protein dimerization activity; DNA-binding transcription factor activity. The record is from RefSeq and is a predicted model, not a curated record. Gene Ontology annotation, cellular component: RNA polymerase II transcription regulator complex.